AACCAUGGCUGGCUCCUGUGGUCCAGAGUUUACUGUCCCAUCGAUUGCCUCCACCCCAAGAGUUGGGUUUGGAUCUGCUGGGCUUGGCUGUGGAGGUCUAGGCUAUGGAUAUGGAGGUCUUGGCUUAGCUCAUGGAGGUCUAGGUUAUGGAUAUGGAGGUCUUGGCUUAGCUCAUGGAGGUCUAGGUUACGGAUAUGGAGGUCUUGGCUUAGCUCACGGUUAUGGUCUCGGCUAUGGCUCCGGUCCUGCCGUGGCUGAAACUUCUGGCAGUCUUGGCACUCUGGCUGGAGUCAGCCCUUCCUGCAUCAACCAGAUCCCACCAGCAGAAGUCGUGAUCCAGCCACCCCCCUCUGUCGUGACCCUCCCAGGACCCAUCCUCUCUGCCACUGGUGAACCAGUCUCCGUGGGAGGGAAUGCUCCAUGUGCCAUCAGCGGUACUGGGGUGGCAGGAGCUGGCUACUAUGGGGGGCUAGGGGGCCUUUAUGGAGGUUCCUGUUUAGGCCUGAGGCGCGGUUCAGUCCUUGGAAGAAAGUUUCUAACCGGACGUCGUGGCAGCGUCUGUCAUUGAACCUGAGGAGAAUC
Messenger RNA from Euleptes europaea (tarantolino), 582 nucleotides. RefSeq names its product shematrin-like protein 2. Lineage: Eukaryota; Metazoa; Chordata; Lepidosauria; Squamata; Sphaerodactylidae. The coding region runs from base 5 to 568 and encodes 187 amino acids. The transcript has a single exon. Gene Ontology annotation, cellular component: intermediate filament. The record is from RefSeq and is a predicted model, not a curated record. Gene Ontology annotation, molecular function: structural constituent of cytoskeleton.